Messenger RNA from Gopherus flavomarginatus (Mexican gopher tortoise), 5041 nucleotides. RefSeq names its product solute carrier family 41 member 1 (gene SLC41A1). Lineage: Eukaryota; Metazoa; Chordata; Testudines; Testudinidae. Gene Ontology annotation, molecular function: monoatomic cation transmembrane transporter activity. Gene Ontology annotation, cellular component: plasma membrane. The record is from RefSeq and is a predicted model, not a curated record. The transcript is spliced from 11 exons. Gene Ontology annotation, biological process: monoatomic cation transport. Bases 1151 to 2704 code for a protein of 517 amino acids.
CCCUGCUCUGUCCGCGGUGGCUCCGCUGGAGCGCAGGCUGGGCCAGUGGCGAUGUAGCGGUGGCCGCACCGGGGCAGGAGAGAGGCAGGGAGCGGACGGGCCCCGGCAGCAGCCCCCAGGGGCAGGUGAAAGAGCGCAGCAGUCCCUGGAGCGUGGGUGUGAGCCAGGCAGUCUCUCAAUGCCAGCAUCCCUGCCAGCACUAGCCAGGCUCACCAAGUAACCCUAUCUGGGAACUUCCUGUUCCUUUAGUUAAGAGUCAUCCUUGCCACGUGUUGUAAGGUGAGAGAUUCCCUUACACAGGAGGACGCAGAGGCUCACUGCUGCAGUUGGAGCUUGCUGGUGACCCAGCUGUUCUGCAGAGAGCGGGGAAAAGAGGCUACAAGGCAUGAAAAGGCUGUCAGCUGCCAGGCACCAACCAAGACUCCUCUGCACUGUCUCCCCAUGAAAGCGAGGUGCCUGGGAAGAAGAAAGCAGAUCUGUAGCUCCGAAGAAGAGAGUUCAUUCAGGCGGUGCUUUAUUUUUAAACUCUGAUCCUCCCAGUUCCUUGCCUGGCUAAGUAAUUAAACUGGAAUGACCCAAGGAGCUGAAAUCAAGGGAACUUUAUGCUUUUAAAAGGAGAGAACCCCAAAUUCCACUCCCUUUGAACUUUUUUAUUCUAAAAUCCUGCUUUCUAACAUCCAGGUUUGAAAGACUGUUUGACUCUGUUUUAUGUUUCCCCCAUUUCCUCUUAAAAGCAACUGAGCACGAGUCCAGCUGCUGGAGCCAGGGCUUGGUAGGGGAACACUGCGUGUUGGAAGAAUAUGCCCUAAGGUGUCAAGAACCAAAGAAGAGAAUCUGGGAGACUGCGUGUGCUUCUACGGCUCCUUCUUCUGGGAACAGGGGAAUUAGAGUCAAGGGGUUGUAUCUGGAAACUCCUCCUGCUCCUCUGCCAUCUUGGUGGUUGGUGUCUCCCAUUUCUGGAUUGUGCUUGAUGGGGAUCUCUGCUAGGGGAUCAGCCUCUGCAGUCGAGGGCAGGCACACAAGGACAAAGGACGUGGCAUCUAGAUGCAGGAAGGGGCGUUGGCUUAAGCCCCGGGCAGAAGGUCUUUUCUGGGACAGCUGCCUGCUGUAGGCCCCCAGAUUGCAGGUCGAGGGACAUCCACCCUUCAGCAUGUCCUGCAAGCUCGAGCAGAAGGAGGCUCACCAGACCAAUGGGGUGGUGCUACCAAUCGUGGCUGUGCCCGUGGACUGCCUGGCCAGUCCGGACCGGCAGCAGCUCAUGGAGCCCUCGGAGUUCUUGGAGCCUGACAGGGAAGGGGUGGAGGUGGUGGUGCUGGACUCCCAGGCCAACGCCAAAGGGGUGCGAGAAGAGGACGCCCUGUUGGAGAACGGCAGCCAGAGCAAUGAGAGCGACGACACCAGUACGGAUCAGGGCCCUGAGCCUGCCUCCCCUCUCAAGGAGACCUCCUUCUCCAUCGGGCUGCAGGUCCUCUUCCCUUUCCUGCUGGCCGGGUUUGGGACAGUAGCUGCUGGCAUGGUGCUGGACAUCGUACAACACUGGGACGUGUUCAAAAAUGUGACUGAAGUAUUUAUCCUGGUUCCUGCAUUGCUGGGACUGAAGGGGAACCUAGAGAUGACGCUGGCAUCUCGUCUUUCUACAGCUGCUAACAUCGGGCACAUAGACACACCCAAGGAGCUCUGGAGGAUGAUAAUGGGGAACAUGGCUCUGAUUCAGGUUCAAGCUACAGUGGUCGGUUUCCUGGCUUCGAUUGCUGCCGUGAUAUUUGGCUGGAUCCCAGAUGGGCACUUCAGCAUUGGCCAUGCCAUCCUGCUCUGUGCCAGUAGCGUCGCUACAGCCUUCAUAGCUUCACUCGUGCUGGGAAUGAUCAUGAUUGGCGUCAUCAUUGGAUCCAGAAAGAUAGGGAUCAACCCGGAUAACGUGGCCACGCCCAUUGCUGCCAGCUUGGGAGACCUCAUCACCUUGGCGCUGCUUUCAGGGAUCAGCUGGGGCCUCUACAUAGAGCUGGAGGACAAAGCAUACGUGAAUCCUUUGGUGUGUGCCUUCUUCAUAGCCCUGCUACCGCUCUGGAUCAUCAUUGCCAAAAGGAAUCCAGUAACCCGGGAGGUGCUGUACUCUGGGUGGGAGCCAGUCAUCAUUGCCAUGGCUAUUAGCAGUGUUGGAGGGUUAAUAUUGGACAAAACUGUGUCGGAUCCAAACUUUGCAGGGAUAGCCGUCUUUACGCCAGUGAUUAAUGGUGUCGGUGGCAACCUGGUAGCUGUCCAGGCCAGUCGCAUCUCCACUUACCUCCACAUGAACGGAAUUCCUGGCGAGAGCUCAGAGAUGGCCCCACGCAAGUGCCCCACCCCCUGCAGUACAUUCUUCAGCUCAGAUGUGAAUUCCCGCUCUGCCCGCGUGCUCUUUCUCCUAGUGGUUCCUGGGCACUUGGUUUUCCUCUACACCAUCAGCUCUAUGCAAGGCGGGCACACCACGCUCACCCUGAUCUUUGUAGUCUUCUACAUGACAGCUGCACUUCUCCAGGUUCUCAUUCUACUCUACAUUGCCAACUGGAUGGUGCAUUGGAUGUGGGGUAGGGGUCUGGAUCCUGACAACUUUUCUAUCCCUUACUUGACGGCACUGGGUGACCUGCUUGGGACGGGUCUCUUGGCUCUCAGUUUCCACGUUCUUUGGCUCAUCGGUGACCGGGACACAGACGUGGGAGACUAGCUCCCCCCAUCAUCCCCUUCUUUCCUCCUUCUGUCUCUCUUGGGACUUCAGCUUUGAUCCUGGAUUCUCAUUAUUUUCAAUGGGAAUUUUAUGUGCUUUAUAUUUCAAGCCCAGUUUGUACAGAAAAAUCUAGUUUUAGGAAGGACAAAAAAAAAGUGUAAGAGACAAUCACCAAGUGCAAUUUUAUAGCAGGAGCAUCUGAACCAAGGUUCUAUUGGAAAUGUUGAUUGAGUAGUUGGAUCAUAAAUGAAACCCGCACCCCUCACUAGAGGUGAAGGGUCACUCCUUUUGGUUCAUAAGUAUUCAAUGUUCAAGGUAUGAUUCAGGCACCUCCCAGGAGGGAACAGCCUAUAAACUAGGAUCCCCAGAUCCUCCCUCAAAGCCCCACUUUAUGCCUGGAUUCUAAAUCAAAGAAGAUUCUCGUUAGAGAACUAGCUUGAGUGUGCCAGAAAGAUCCCCUUUAGACAUCCACUCCCACCCCCAGAUGCUUAUAAGGAACGCUCACCCAGUUUAUUUGAGGCUUUAAAACAUAACCCUAAAGUUGCUGGAUUUUUAAUUGUAUGUAGGGCUUUAGUUUUCCCCUUUUUUAAAAAAAAAAAAAAAAGUCUGAAAUGCAUUCCUCGUUCCAGAACACACACCCUGCACUCUUGUAGUGGCUCUUAUUUUCUGCUGCUGGGUCAACUUCUGUGUCUCUCCCACAAGCUCCUUAAAACAAUGCUGUUUUUCUCCUUUUUGGCUUUUCCCAGAGAGCUGGGUAUUACGUUCAACAAGUGUGAAGUGCUACUCGAUGUGUUGUGUAGAUUUUGACCUUCUUCGCCCUAAGUGAGGCUCAGUUUCAGGGGAUGAUGGUUGCUGCUCAAUAUAUUGUCACUCUACCACAGCCACGUAAGUAAGGCCGUCUUGACUCUCUUGGGAGGGAGUGGUUUGCUUGGAAGACCACUCCACCUUGCCCUUACCUUGGGCCAAGCAAGACCGCAACAGCCCUGCUAACUGUAUCUGUCAUGACCAGCAAUAGACCCAUGCUGCAAAAUUCCAGUCUGGAACUGGCUCGGAGCUUUCAUAGGAAAAAAAAACCAUAGAAUAUCACGGUUGGAAGGGACCUCAGAAGGUCAUCUAGUCCAACCCCCUGCUCAAAGCAGGACUAAUCCCCUGACAGAUUUUUGCCCCAGAUCCCUAAAUGGCCUCUUCAAGGAUUGAAUUCACAACCCUGGAUUUAGCAAGCCAAUGCUCAAACCACUGAGCCCUGCAGUUCAGAGCUAGAGACUUGGUUUAAGGCCAGGCAUGUUGAUAGAUUUGAAACUAAAAGGGGAGUUCCAUCGUGAACUGCCAAAAAAAAUACAGGAACCUAUAUAGAUGUCUAAACCAAACCACGUUUAGUUUCUUGCAUGCCAAAAAGAUAAGAGCUGAGGGACCACUAUCUAAAGGUACUUGUAGAAGAAUGGUUUCCUGUUUGACACUGAGGGAUGCCUCUUUUAUAUGGCCUUAUCUGUACAGGAUAUUUGGGAGACCUAGCUUAAAUAAAGACUGCCUUAAAUCACAGAAUUGCAGUUCUUAAUAGAGUGCUGUCUCGCAGACCCUGUGCUAGUAGGGAGUGUGUUUCCAGAGGCCUUUCAUUCCUAGGUUAGAAAGCUUCGGAACUGCUCUCUUCAAAUGUCACUUGUGAUUGUAGCUCUGAAAUUCACAUCUCGUCACCUCAGUGACUUCUCACGAAUCUGACUUGUCCAGGGCGUCUGUCGAAAUUUUGCUGCACUGAAGUCUCAGUUUCUUGGAGACCUUCUCCUGCACUCACCGUUAACAGAUGCAAAAACUGUUCACUUGCUUCCAUGCCCAGUAUUGAGGGAUACAGUUGAGAUUUCCCUUCCCUAACACUUAAGCUUUUAGUAGACCCCUUCCUACUAUUUUAUAUGCCUCAUCAGUUUCCUAACUAAAGACUUGUGCCAGUGAAAGAGACAAACCCUCCAUGGUCUCAGCUGAAAAACUAAGGGAGGAAGAGGUGGUUGUUUUAAGAGCCAUAGUUCUACUUGGGUGAGGUACCUAAAUUUUUACCAGGUUGAGGGAAGGGAGGAUGGGCAGGGAGGGUAAGAACUUAAUUUAUAUUUAAAUUUUUAAAAAGCUUUGAAGGACAACUUUUUUUUUUCUCCUCCUCCUUCACCAGUUGAACAUGAAUGCAUGUGUGCUUUAGAUCUGGCUGCAAAUGAAGAGAAUAUUGGGUUCCUCCUUUUUAUGAAAAUUAAAAAAGACUGUCUUAAAUAUUUAUAGUUGCUAUAACUGAAUUGACAAAUGUCAACUUAACUGAUUUUAAAUUAUAUUUGGUAAAAUAAAGAUGGCAUUUAUUUA